UUCGGUAAUUCAUACCCACCCUGUCGGUUUGAUUUUUUCCGGUGUGCACUUCUUUUGACAAUGUAAUAGCAUUCGCUGGGCAAAACAUUGCACCGAAAAUAAAAGGAGCAUGCAGCAUUGGCGUCGCGCGGUGUGUGUUUGCUAAAAGCGUCCCUGUUUCGUCGUUUUCCACUUCUGGUGAGGGCGCAGAAAAGCGCAGUAAAAGAUACGGAAAUUCCCGUGUGCCUGAAACGCGGCCUGCACAAACGAUGGCCAACUGUCUACGGAGCGUUACGCGGAAAAGUCGUUCGGUGGUAGGUGGAAUGUUCACACCCCGUCCGUACGGUUCCGGUGCGAACGGAUGCGAGCUGCAUCGUGCCUGCGUCGCCGGUGCAACCAAUGUUGCUGCAAAUAAUCGAUGCAAACCACCGGUUGGUGCACUAUCACACGCAUUUGCAGGCGAUGCAUUUAAGGCGGAUCGGAACAGAAGUACAUUGAUCAAAUCACACACACACUACAGUGAUCGGUGCGAACGAAGUGAGAUCCAAUAUUGCAGUGAGGGUACAUCCUCUACAGCUACCGGCAACCAGUCGAAAGAGAAUCAACCAUCCGAGGAGCAGUUGCAUCGUGUAUAUCACGUGCUUUCGCAAACAUUACCCAAGCUAUUCGUGCAACCGCUCGACUAUUCUAUCUACAGUCCAAACUUAAUCUUCGAGAAUAACAUUCGUGGUACACGGACAGAAGGACUGUACCAUUACGUGAAGCAAAUCGCACUGUUGCGCACCGUCGGUCACCUAAAAUUUGCUUACGUUACUUUCGAAAUACUGAAAAUUACCAAACAUCCCGAGGAUAACACCGUGAAGGUACGAUGGCGUAUUCGGGGCAUUAGUGCGCUCAAGGUGAUGCUCCAGUUUUGGAAGUAUAAGCUAUGGAAGCUGAAAGAGAUAUUCGAGGGGCAGGAAGCUUGGUACGAUGGUUUCUCAGUGUUAUACGUUGGCCCGGAUGGAUUGGUGUCUAAGCAUGUAGUUGAUAAGAUAAUGCCCGACGAUGAUACGGUGAAGGUCCCGCCGAAAACUAUCGUUUCACCAAAGCUGGCUUUAAUGGUUGGACUCACGGCAGAAAUCGGUCCUGUAGUGAGUACGAUGAAUUGAACUGCCGUCGCACACAUCCUGUUUUGUGCGCCGGGCGAGGGGGGGCUGGUAUUAGCAAGAUUUAUGUUGUGCCGCGCUUUUGCUUCAUUUGGUUGCUGCAAGUUGUGCUGUUUUUGAUGGUUUUUUUUAUACUAUAGUGUUAUAAGUUAUGAAAUGACCUUAGUAGCAGGCUUUGUUUAGGGGAAACAAAGAAAUAAAAGAAAAGAAAUAGAACAGAAGA
Molecule: messenger RNA, 1350 nt
Organism: Anopheles funestus (African malaria mosquito)
Lineage: Eukaryota; Metazoa; Arthropoda; Insecta; Diptera; Culicidae
Exons: 6
Coding region: 249-1130 (293 amino acids)
Source: RefSeq, a predicted model, not a curated record